Messenger RNA from Chrysemys picta bellii (western painted turtle), 1371 nucleotides. NCBI's taxonomy places the organism in Eukaryota, Metazoa, Chordata, Testudines, Emydidae. The record is from RefSeq and is a predicted model, not a curated record.
AUGGAGGCCUGCAGAGGUUGUGAUGAUGGACCCUAUGCAACAUGCAGCUACAACAUGAUGCAGCAACACCCUGAGCAGUGCACCUGUUUGGUGGAGAAAGAGGCCAUCCUCUACCAGAGGAGGGGUGGGAUCAUUGCUGAGGCAGAUGAUUGGAUUCAGAUACUUAUUCUGAUAGUAGUUGUCCUGAUCUUCAUCAUCUCUGCCAUCAACCUGUCCAUCAGUUAUAAACCUGAGUAUUGUGAUCCUACAGAUCCUAUUUAUGUUCCAAAUCCUACAAAUGCAAAUUGCAAUGCUACUGGUGAUCUUCAGGAGAAACUGAAAUGGAGAAAGGCUCGCAAUAAAACAGAUGACAUCACUCUUAAUGCAGACACAGCCCAUCCCAACCUCUCCAUUGCUGGGGAUAAGAAGAGUUUGAAACACGAAACCCAACCUCAGAAAGUUCCACCAAACCCAGGGAGGUUCGAUUCAACUGUCUGUGUGUUGGGCUCUGAAGGAUUCUCCGCUGAUAAGCACUACUGGGAGGUGGAUGUCACAAGCAGCACUGACUGGGACCUGGGAGUGGCCAGAAAAUCAAUACAGAGAAAAGGAAAACUUUCUCUGUGCCCUAAAGAUGGAUUCUGGGCCUUGGGUCUGAAUGGGAGAGAUUACUGGGCAAAAACAGAUCCGUGGACCCGGGUCAUGGUGCAGAAAAAGCCAAAGAAAAUUGGAGUUUAUUUUAGUUACCAAGAGGGGAAGGUGACUUUUUUCAAUGUAACUGAUAUGUCUGUGUUGUUCACAUUUAAUGAUUGUUCAUUCUUAGGAAAUGUUUAUCCAUUCUUUAAAAAUUCCCACAAAGAAACAAUAAUGAGAAUUUCUUCAAUUAAAGAAGAGGACUAAAUUUAAAAUGGCUGUGAUGCUCAGUUUUGUUGACCAAACUAAUCCCAAAGACUCCUGAUGCAUCAUGGCACUGUUGACCAAACUGAACCAAAAGUAAGAGAAUGCUAUGCAGCCAGAUGACAGGCAAAGUGGAAAAUCAUUGCCUAUAAAAUUAUAAUUACAUGCAUUGCUAAUGCUACAGGGGUGGCUCCCCAUGUAACAGAUGCAACUUUACUGGAAUCCACAAAACUGAACUCUCACAAACAGAGCUAUUAAUUAGGAAUGAACUUUUUUUUUAUUAUCAACUACUAGUUUAUCUGAAUAAGGCAUAUUAGCAUCUAAGUGUAAGGAAAUAAUAUUGUAUAUUAUACUGAUGUAUCUGUGCUAGACUGUAUAAGCAAUCUUCAAGUCAGGUAUAAAUAUAGGUGAGCGAUGUGCACAGUCAUGAGUAAAUUUGACCAGCUACACUGUUGUCUUCAGAAUGGGCUGGCAAUGAUUGACUCUUCCUUUAUGUAU